Solea senegalensis (Senegalese sole) is the source of this 10534-nucleotide messenger RNA. Its product is annotated as voltage-dependent T-type calcium channel subunit alpha-1I-like. Gene Ontology annotation, cellular component: voltage-gated sodium channel complex; neuron projection; plasma membrane. Gene Ontology annotation, molecular function: low voltage-gated calcium channel activity; voltage-gated sodium channel activity. Lineage: Eukaryota; Metazoa; Chordata; Actinopteri; Pleuronectiformes; Soleidae. The record is from RefSeq and is a predicted model, not a curated record. Gene Ontology annotation, biological process: sodium ion transmembrane transport; calcium ion transmembrane transport; calcium ion import. The transcript has 37 exons. The coding region runs from base 1 to 6978 and encodes 2325 amino acids.
AUGACGAGCGAGGAGGAGGAGGGCCCCAGCGUUGCAACAUCCACAGCGGCGACACCGUCAACGGCAACAAUCACCCGGAUAACAGCAGCGACAACAGCCAGGGAGGAUGGCGAUGACGCCAUCACUUCCUCUUUCCCCCACAUAUGUUCCCCGUACCACCUCCCGUGUCCUGAGGAGAAAGAAGAGAAAGAGGAGGAAAUAGAGGAGGAGGGGAUUAUUCAAGAGGAAAGGAUCGAGAAAGUGGAGGAGGAAUGUGAGAGGGAGGAUGAGGAUGAAGAUGACGCCAGCAGUGACACCAGUGUGUUAGUGGUGCCUUACCCCGAGCUCGUACCUGUGGUCUUCUUCUGCCUCAAGCAAACGACCUGCCCUCGCAGCCUGUGCAUCCGCAUGGUCACCAGCCCGUGGUUCGAACGCGUCAGUAUGAUGGUGAUCCUGCUGAACUGUGUGACCCUGGGAAUGUACCAGCCCUGUGAGAACAUCGACUGCUCCUCUGACCAAUGCCAAGUUCUGUCGGCCUUUGAUGCUUUUAUCUACAUCUUCUUUGCUAUGGAGAUGGUUAUAAAGAUGGUCGCGCUGGGAAUCUUUGGUCACCGCUGUUACCUCGGGGACACGUGGAACCGACUGGAUUUCUUUAUCGUCAUGGCGGGGAUGAUUGAAUACUCUCUGGACCUGCAGAACAUCAACUUCACAGCCAUCAGAACAGUGAGAGUACUCCGGCCGCUCAAAGCAAUUAACAGGGUGCCAAGCAUGCGUAUCCUGGUGAACCUGCUGCUCGACACUCUCCCCAUGCUGGGCAACGUCCUCCUCCUCUGCUUCUUUGUCUUUUUCAUCUUUGGCAUCAUCGGGGUGCAGCUGUGGGCGGGGCUGCUGAGGAACAGAUGCUACCUGCAGGAGAACUUCACACUCACCACCGGCAUCAGUCUGCCUCGGCCGUACUACAUGGCCGACGAGGAUGACGAGCGGCCCUUCAUCUGCUCCCUGCCGGUCGACAACGGCAUCAUGUCCUGCUCUGACGUCCCGGCGCGCCGCGAGGGAGGGAAGUCCUGCUGCCUGGACAAAGACGACGUGCUCUACCGCCAGUCGCUGGGCCUGAGUCCCGAACCUCUGGUCAAUGGCAGCGUCAGUGUCGCCGGACUCUGUGUCAACUGGAACCAGUACUACACCAGGUGUCACACCGGAUACAGAAACCCCCACAAAGGAGCCAUCAACUUUGACAACAUCGCCUAUGCCUGGAUCGUCAUUUUCCAGGUGAUCACACUGGAGGGCUGGGUGGAGAUCAUGUACUACGUGAUGGACGCACACUCGUUCUACAACUUCAUCUACUUCAUCUUACUCAUCAUCGUCGGCUCCUUCUUCAUGAUCAACCUGUGCCUGGUCGUCAUCGCCACCCAAUUCUCAGAGACCAAGCAGCGAGAGCAUCAGCUGAUGCAGGAGCAGCGAGCGCAGUUCUCAUCCUCCUCGACCCUCGCCAGUGAACCAGGAGACUGCUACGAAGCCGUUUUCCAGCUGGUCUGCCACCUUCUCCGCAAGGCCAAGAGACAGACCAUCACCUUUUUCAACACCUUGCGAGGGAAACCGCGGGGCUUCCGGGGAGUCGGUAGAGGAGGCGGAGGAAGGAGGGAGAGGAAGGCCAAUGGACGGGGAGGACGUGAGAGGAGAGCGAUGUUGAGGCACGGUCCACCCUGCCCUCACCACAACAGACCUGACCACGCCUCAUCUGGACAACCCAUGGCCCUCACUGCCACUUCGGCAUCCGAUGGUUGCCAUCGAUGUGCUGCAGCCUUAUCGGUCGCCGACGGCGUCGGACCACUACGCAGUGCAGCCGGUGGAGAAUCGGAGGAGGCGGCGGUGGAGGAAACCGACAGGGAGGGGGCAAACGACAAGAACGAGUGCACAAAGAGCCAAGACGGCGCUGGGAGCAGUGGAUGCUGUCGUCCCAAGAAGCGAUGCGAUGAGCUGUGGUACGACGUUAGGAUGAAGCUGUGGAGCAUUGUGGAGAGCAAGUACUUUAACCGAGGCAUCAUGAUUGCCAUCCUUAUCAACACCAUCAGUAUGGGCAUCGAACACCAUGAGCAGCCAGAGGAGCUCACCAAUGUUUUGGAGAUCUGCAACAUCGUCUUCACCAGCAUGUUCUCCCUGGAGAUGAUCCUCAAACUCACAGCUUUUGGUUCGUUCAGCUACCUGCGAAAUCCCUAUAACGUGUUUGAUGGAGUGAUCGUCAUCAUAAGUGUGUGUGAGAUUGUCGGCCAGUCUGACGGCGGCUUGUCAGUGCUGAGGACCUUCAGGUUGCUGAGGGUGCUGAAGCUGGUGAGGUUCAUGCCUGCUCUGAGGAGACAGCUGGUGGUCCUCAUGAAGACCAUGGACAAUGUGGCCACCUUCUGCAUGCUGCUCAUGCUCUUCAUCUUCAUCUUCAGUAUCUUGGGGAUGCACAUCUUUGGUUGUAAGUUUAGUCUGAAGACGGAGACUGGUGACACAGUACCCGAUAGGAAAAAUUUUGACUCCCUCUUAUGGGCCAUUGUCACUGUUUUCCAGAUUCUGACCCAGGAGGACUGGAACGUGGUUUUGUACAACGGUAUGGCAGCUACUUCACCAUUUGCAGCCCUUUACUUUGUGGCCCUGAUGACCUUUGGAAACUACGUCCUCUUCAACCUUCUGGUCGCCAUUUUGGUUGAAGGCUUUCAGGCAGAGGGUGAUGCUAAUCGUUCUUAUUCAGACGAUGACCGGUCUUCUUCCAACUUUGACGAAAGCGAGAGACACGACUCCAUAAAGCUGUCUGACCCAAGGAUCUGUACCUUGACGCCUAACGGCCACCUGGAGCUUGGGGCUCUUUCUGGAACCAGAGGGUCCUAUUCCUCGGAGAGGCGGAGCUUCACCAUGGAGUCCAGGAAGAGCAGCGUGAUGAGCCUGGGCAAGAGCAGCCUGGAGAGACGCUCCCUCUCUCUGCGCCAUGGGCGUAGUUCCAACUAUCACAACUGGGGGCGCCCUUACCAUCCACAGUCUACGUGGAGCCGCAGGUCUAGCUCGAACAGCCUAGGCCGGAGGAGCUACAGGUUUGGUGGUGCUCCUCUUGUCGGUGGCAGCCUCCGUGUGCACAGCACCCGCAGCCCCCACUCCCACACCUAUGCCGCCGAGCAGGAGUCCCUUCUCUCCCAUCCACCGCACUCCCAUCAUCCUCUACUGCCUCAUCAUCCACCUCCACCCCCGCUGUUUCUCUCGAGGCACUCCGCUGCGAGGAUGGAUCGACGAGCUCUUUCCCUGGAGCUGCCAGAGCUGCUGCGGGCAGGCGGACAGGCCCCGGGCCCUCCUCCUGUUCAUCCAGACCCUGGAAGGAGGAACGGGUCGGGGGCAGGGGGAUCCAUCACUGGAGGAUCUGGGCUCAGUAGUGGCUUAGGAGUGGACCACCGGGACUGUAAUGGCAAAGCAUCGGGGCCCCUCAUCCAGCUCAUGACUGAGGUUUUCCCUCAAGUCAAUGCACGCAAGGACAGAACAGACCUUGAUGAAGAGACGGACUAUAGUCUGUGCUUCCGUGUCCAGAAGAUGACGGAGGUGUACAAGCCAGACUGGUGUGAAACCAGAGAGGCGUGGUCUGUUUAUCUGUUCUCACCACAGAACAAGUUCAGAAUUCUCUGCCAGUCCAUCAUUGCCCAUAAGCUUUUUGACUAUGUGGUCCUGGCUUUCAUCUUCCUCAACUGCAUCACCGUGGCUCUGGAGAGACCCAGGAUUCUGCAGGGAAGCCUGGAACGACUGUUUCUCACCGUUUCCAACUACAUCUUUACGGCCAUUUUUGUUACAGAGAUGACUGUCAAGGUGGUGUCCAUGGGUCUCUACCUGGGUGAGAAGGCCUAUCUGAGGAGCAGCUGGAACAUUCUAGACGGUUUCCUGGUCUUCGUCUCUUUGAUAGACAUCGUGGUGUCCAUGGCGGGUGGAGCUAAGAUCCUGGGGGUGCUGCGCGUUCUCAGGCUGCUCAGAACAUUGCGUCCUCUCAGGGUGAUCAGCCGGGCUCCAGGGUUAAAGCUGGUAGUUGAGACGCUCAUCACGUCCCUCAAGCCAAUCGGCAACAUCGUCCUCAUCUGCUGCGCCUUCUUCAUCAUCUUUGGCAUCCUUGGUGUCCAGCUCUUCAAAGGAAAGUUCUUCUACUGUGUGGGCUUCGACGUGAAGAACAUCACUAACAAAUCCGACUGUCUGGCUGCUAACUAUCGAUGGAUUCACCACAAGUACAACUUUGACAACCUCGGACAGGCUCUGAUGUCCUUGUUUGUGCUGGCCUCCAAAGAUGGAUGGGUUAACAUCAUGUACCAUGGUCUGGAUGCUGUGGGGAUCGACCAGCAGCCUCUGACCAACAACAAUCCCUGGAUGCUGCUCUAUUUCAUCUCCUUCCUCCUGAUCGUCAGCUUCUUCGUCCUCAAUAUGUUCGUGGGCGUGGUGGUGGAGAACUUCCACAAGUGUCGGCAGCACCAGGAGGUGGAGGAGGCCAAGCGGCGCGAGGAGAAGCGCCAGCGUCGCAUGGAGAAGAAAAGGAGAAAGGCCCAGAAGCUGCCUUACUAUGCAUCUUACGGCCGCGCCCGCUUGGCGAUCCACACGCUGUGCACCAGCCACUAUCUGGAUUUAGUCAUCACCUUCAUCAUCUGCAUCAAUGUCAUCACCAUGUCCCUGGAGCACUACAGCCAGCCACAGUCUUUGGAGACGACGCUCAAGUACUGCAACUACUUCUUCACCUCCACCUUCGUGAUUGAAGCCACCCUGAAAUUGGUUGCCUUCGGGUUCCGACGCUUCUUUAAAGACAGGUGGAACCAGUUGGACCUGGCCAUUGUGCUGCUGUCAGUGAUGGGCAUCACUCUGGAAGAGAUUGAGAUCAACGCCUCCCUCCCAAUCAACCCCACCAUCAUCAGGAUCAUGAGGGUGCUCAGAAUUGCACGAGUGUUGAAGCUGUUGAAGAUGGCGACGGGGAUGAGAGCGCUGCUUGACACUGUGGUCCAGGCUCUUCCUCAGGUGGGAAAUCUGGGUCUGCUCUUCAUGUUGCUGUUCUUCAUCUACGCUGCUCUGGGAGUGGAGCUGUUUGGAGAGCUGGUGUGUAACGCUGACUACCCAUGCGAGGGAAUGAGCCGCCACGCCACCUUCGAAAACUUCGGAAUGGCCUUCCUCACGCUCUUCCAGGUUUCCACUGGUGACAACUGGAAUGGCAUCAUGAAGGACACACUGAGGGAGUGUCCACCGGGCCGCCCGGGCGGUGACUACGGCUGCCACGCUGGACUACAGUUCAUCUCGCCGUUGUACUUCGUGUCCUUCGUGCUCACGGCUCAGUUCGUCCUGAUAAACGUGGUUGUGGCCGUGCUCAUGAAGCAUCUGGACGAUUCCAACAAGGAGGCGCAGGAGGACGCCGAGAUGGACGCCGAGAUCGAGCUGGAGCUGGCUCAGGGAGGCCUCUGCUGCAUGAUGGGAAACAUCGGAGCCAUCGCCGGGGCCACGGGCGGCGCCGCGGGCGGGCCAGGCGUGGGCGGAAUGGUCUCCGGUGCUCCGAUGGCAGCGGGGACAGUCGGCGGUCCGGGUGGUUUGGUGAUCGCACCGCUGCGAGAGGGAGGAGAAGGUGGAGCGGCUCAUGAUGGACGCACGCAUCAUCAGUGUCGGCUCUAUUCUCCAGCACAGGAGAGCCAGUGGUUGGACAGUGUGUCUCUGCUUAUUAAGGACUCAUUGGAAGGAGACAUGAUUGACAACCUGUCCGGUUCAGUUUUCCACCACUACUGCUCUCCUCCCGUCUGUAAGGACUGCAAGAGUCACCCACAAGAGAUCCGACUGGCGGAGGUGGAGCAGGCGUCUCUCAUGUCGGAGCAGCUGUCAGACAAGUCGUCGUCUCCAGCGCUGCCUGAUGACCUCAGCCUUGACGAACACAGCAACUACCAGCUGCUGGUCAGAGACAGCCAGAUGGGCAGCAGUGACUCCCACAGUUCAGAGGAGCUGUCCACUCGGGUGGGCUACAGGGGGCUUCGUCCGUCCAGUUCUGGGAGUGAGGACGGGGUCCGGGAGUUGUUUGAGGUGGGCGUCCAUCAUCAGGUGAAACCUCCUUUGUUGGAGCAGAGGAGUCCCGCACAUGUCACAGAUAAUGAUGGAGAAAGCUGCUGUGGAGGUGGUGGCAGGUCUUCGCCUCUCUUCCAUCUACCAGCAGACUUCUUUCAUCCAGCUGCCGCAGCUCAUCCAGGGAGUCCUGGGAACAGUGUUGGCCCAGGAGACAGAGGGCCGUCAAUGUUGGCCUCCCCAGCCUCGUGGGCCUCCCUACGCUCACCGGGAGCCAACAGCAGACCCCUGAGCUCUCAGCACCCAUCCCACAGUGACUCCUCCCUGGCCACGGGCAGUUCGGAGGGUAGCCUGCAGACCACUCUGGAGGAGGGUCUCAGCUUCAGCGUCUCCCCGCACCGGGACCUGGACCUCCCAGUGCCUCUCCUCUGCCCUCUACCCACCCACCACUUACAUCCCCAGGAACCAGUCUCAGGAGACCAGGGCAAUGCUUUAGUUAAGAGACGCAGUAAUACUGUUUCCCUCAAAGCCACCAGGGGGCACCAGAGGAGCCAAAGCAGCUGUGGAGGUGGCAGCACCAGCCCAGGCUGUCCCCGUCAAGACUCCAUGGACCCUUCGGAUGAGGAUGUGGGUACUGGGACAGGUGGAGAUAGCUGCCGCCAGACUUUUAACAGUGAACACUUAUCGGACACACUGAUCAGCCUCUCACUGACGUCUCUGCUCACGCCCGGUUCUCUGGCACCCCAGUUGAUCAAGAAAUGUAACAGCACAGGUUCUCUGGACCAAACCAAUCUGUCCACGCGGAGCAAAGAUGGACGCCACGUCUAUGGUGUAGAUGCUCAUGGUUACUUGUCCCAUCCCUGGACGGAAGGAAGGGCAAGAGGCACAGAGGAAGACAGUGAUGUAACAGGUUUCAACAUGGAAAGCAGCAGCCAACCCACAGACACAACCUUGAGGAAGAAUAGAUGAAAACACUUGUCCGUCUGUCUGUAGUUGACCUAUUUAUCAAUUUGCAUUCCCGGAUCGUCCGGACCUUGAGAGAGGUAGAACUGGGAGAGACAUGUGAAAUUGUCCUGUGAAACCAUUUCUGGAAUUCUCUCGUCUUUCAGUCGUCUGUUCUCUCUCUCUUCUUGGAUGUGGCUGCUCGGGAUCAGUCGUUUCUCACAAAAAAAAAAAAUCUCCUCUGAGAUUGGACAUCCUCCCCUUUCCACAGGAUGUGUGUUUUCAGUAUGAAGGGACUUAACAAUAAUGACAAGAGGCUUAGCCUUUUACAGUUACCAGGAGUCAGCCUGGCAGUCCAGGGCUUCACAUUUGAGCCAUGCUGAAAUGCAGAAUAUUUGGAAAGCCAUUGGAGGGGCGGGACUGGAAACCUGCAGUGAUGGACAAACAUUUCAGAAAGUGAUGUUAUUUUGAUGAAACUGCAAAAAAAAAAAAUUUCAUUUUCUCUAAGGAACAGGGCUUGUUUGACCCACCGUGCCGUCAACCUUUGUGCAAAAACAGUGUUGUCAGUAUUGAAAAGAUGGCUAACCCUGAUGUUUCUUUUGAGGAAGAACUGAACUUUGUACAGUUGUUUGUUUGUUUGUUUGUUUGUUUUGUCUGUUUUGUCUGUUUUGUCAAAUCCAUCAGUAAAAGUAGCAUCAACCUUUUUAGCAGAUUGGGUGGGUAAAAGAAUAUCAGAAAAGGAAAAAUAUUUUUUUUUCCGUGUUCUUUUCCAACUUUGGUGUACCGAAUGUAGACAUGUCUGUCUCCGUUCUCCGAGAGGGAGCCCAGGUAAGAGCGAGCAGCCUGAUAGUCUGAAAAUUGACAAAAGGGCCUCUUUGAAUAGAAGGGAUGGAAAUGUGAAUGCUGCUGAGAAUACAUGUGGGUUGUUAGUGGAAGUGUUGGCCACUUUGAGAGUGGACCCUUUGUGCUUUCUACUUCCCCAUGAAAGGGCUAAAAUGUAUUGAGUGCAGACCUGGGCCAAAUUCUAUUGUCAAAAAAUUCUUUGCUAUGUAAAACAGCGUUUGAAAGAAGUCUUUAAAAAACUAAAAAAGGUGUGCCCAUUAUUUUUAAAGACCUUUUCUGAUGGUAACAAGGCAAAUGUGUCAUAGAGAUGUCUUGGAAGACAGAUCAGACAGAUUAGUGAGAAUAAAAUAUAAUAUAUUUCCUGUAUUUAACCAUUUUAAACACAAAAAUAAUUUCAGUAAAAAACAUUCUCAGCCUACAUGAUAAGUAGGUUUUCUACGGGUCAAAAUUACACUUACUUAAAAGAGGGGAUAAAUGGAAUAUUUCACAGUACAAUACAAAUGUAUUUUCCAAAUUUCCUUAACUCAUUCUUUUGUGCAGCUCACAUGCAGCAUCUUUAUCAGGCAGAUGAAUGAAUGAAUUUGUCUUCCUUUUGUUUAAGUUUUCUUGAAGUUUCCCUCUUGUCUGAGAGGCUUCUUCAGUUCAAACUGACUCGUGGCGAUGCCCAGAUAUUUACGCUUUGACAGUUUGCUCCAUGAAAACUCAAGAAAGUCCAAUAUGAAGAUAUGAAGAAACCAUAACUUGGAUGAGUAUGGACCUUUACAAACAUCUUCCUCAAAGAUACUUCCUUUUUACCAAUUCACAAUGACCCUGGCAAUUUAAAAAUCACAGUGGCACAAUGGCACUCAUGCUAAUAUAAGUGCUAAAACACAUCCCACUGUUAAGGGCAGCCAAAACCAUGCCAAGACAACACGCGGCCAGGCUGCUAAGACAGGCAAAAACAAAGCUAUGUAGCCUAUGUAAAGUAUAUGUAAGCAUGUUAAAAGUCCACUUAGCAAUGCUAACGCUAGCACAAGUUUGGCUACGUCCGGCACCAUAACACAACUCACCUCAUGUCAACAAACCAAGGAGGCACUUUGUUUUUCCUGUCUACACAUACACUGUGAAAACUGGAGUUUUCCAAAAUUUCCGAAAACCCUAACCCACGGCGGUUUCUGUGUGUUUAAAAUCCAAAACCCACAGUUUAAGCUAGGCUUUCAAAACUACCAGCCUACAUGUGGACUGGGCCUAGUUAAAGCUAACGUUAGCUGCUUGGGUUAGCUUUGGACAUGCAACGAUGCUAGCAGCACCACAAAGGACAUCCAUCAAAACUCUGAACAGUAUAGAAUUUAUGAAGGUAAGACUACAACUUUAUUUAUGUUGGAGUGCUUUCUUUUUAGCUAACAUCAAGCUGUCUCAAGCUUUUCCUCUUGUUAAAUUUGCCAAAACAUACUAACACGUGCUAUUCACGUUAUAUAUAUAUAUAAAUAUAUAUAGAAAGAUACCAAUGUUAAAGGUUGCUAAGGUUCGUAUGGUCACCUUACCAUCAGAAUACCUGGGACUGGGAGUGGGAUUUUGUUUUCUUUCUGCUUUAAACCCAAAUAAUUAUUUGACUCAGGUCUGCUUGACUGUAGCAAGAUAUUAGAACUUCACCUGAGACUGUGGCAAGUUGGUGUAAUCUGUCAUUUUGACCCAACGUAAUGAGCUGUCAUUAUGAUUUAGUUAUAAUCUUUAACAUCUACUGUAGGUACAGUUGGACUUUUAUGCACUUCAUAGAGGUAAAUAUACUAGAGCCUGACAAAUGUGUUCUUUUUUUGAAUGAUAUUGGUAAAAAAAAAGCAGAGUGGUUAUAAAACCCUUAAGAGCUCCCUUCCAUUAUCUAUACUACUUAUAUGAUAAUUGGAUGGUGACCUGGAACUAUCAUAGGUGAUAUAAAUUUAAUUAUAAAGAACUGUAAAUGAAGAGAAAACACAAACACAUAGUAUUCAAAUUAAGCAAAUCAACUAAAUGGAUAAAAUGUAUGUAAAACAUCUUUUCCACAUUGCAAACAUCUGCAAAACAAAUCAUAGCAAUAAUAUAAAUAAUAAUAACAAUAGCAUAAAUGACACGGUUUCAAAUUGUGUUUUGCUGCAUUGUUUAUUCUGAGCAACACAAGUUUUUGAAAGGCUCAUACGGGCCUAAUUUUUAUUACUGAACCGAUAAAUUGGUCAGGCUCUAGCAUCAACAAUAAAUAUGUACAUGUCACGUGCACAAACAGCCACACACAAAGAUGUCACUGUCAAAAACACUGCAGCGUGUCUCUGUCUGCAGCUGUGAGACGAGACAGAAAAGAGACCCCGGUGUUUAUUUGACACUUUGUCAUCAUUCUUAUUCUCAUUGACUUACAUUAUCUCCCCUUCGCAGGGAAUCCAGAGUAUAAAAUGACUAUUGACGACCCUCCUCUAUUUGAGAUAUGCAAUAUGCUACAGUAGAUGUACAGAUAGAUGUAUGAGACUCGUAUAGAUAGGCAAUAUGGUGAGAGAAGAUUAUAUUUAUGAAUUCAUGUGUUAGAAUAAAAUGUCACAGAGAUUCAAAGGUCACUGAAAGGAUGAUGAUGUAUUCAUGUAUUCUACAGUGUUGGCGUGUGUGUUUUCUCUUUUUUCCCCCUUCCAUCUCCCCAGCCUGAUUUUCUUCCUCCAAAAUGCAUGUGGGUUUGUAUUUUUUCCCCUGUUUUCUUAAUGUCAUUCUAGUGUCAUAUAAAAGUGAGAUAGAUUUUCAACUA